Didymodactylos carnosus is the source of this 663-nucleotide messenger RNA. NCBI's taxonomy places the organism in Eukaryota, Metazoa, Rotifera, Eurotatoria, Philodinida, Philodinidae. The record is from the annotation of a GenBank genome assembly.
AUGGUUCCCGACACUUUAGCUGCAAAUGACGAACCAGCCUCUGAAGUUUCAGGACAAAAAGAGACAACCGUUCCAUUGGCAGCCUCGAGUUCAUCGACACAAAUUGUUAAUUAUACCACACGAACAUCACCACCGUCGCAAGACACGCAAGUAAAUAAUCUAUUUCUAGCCCGGCCUGGCAAAAAAGCGAGAGAAUAUUUCAUACAAAUUGGUAACUUACUGUCACCGGCUAUGGCAAAUGAUCAGGUUUAUGAAAAUUAUGGUCUGUUACUGGGUUUCGCUCCGGGAAUAUUGAAAUUGCUGAAAGGAGAUCAUCAAUCCACCACUACUGCACGCGCAAUUGUUAGACAGUUAUUUCCAGUUAAUGUUCGGCAAGAAAUUACGAAAGAUGAUUUUAAGGAUGAAAGAAGACAGCAUAUUCCGGGUAAGUUAGAUCUCAUUUCACUACAAAAAGAAAAUUGCAGUUCAAAUGUCUUCACAAUGCAAUAUUCUAAUAUUAACGAUGCAGAUUUGGUGAGAUUAUUGCAUAGUGAUGAGCAAUAUGAAAAAUAUAAAAUUAAUGAAGCUAUUAAUGAUCCGUUUCGUUCGUGUAGAUUCGCAAAAAAUCAAAUACUGUAUGUUAAAACUGAAGUACAAGAUGCUGAAGAAGAGCAAGACAAAUAA